AUGGUUCAUGAUGCGGAAUUCAUGGAUGUUGCAGACUCUGAUUUUCUCAGCAAUAAUAGAGAAUUUGAUGACGAUGACUCGGAAUUUGAAACUGUGUUUGAGAAUUACUUUGCAUUUUCUGCUGCCAGGAAUCGCUUCUUUGGCCGGAAGAGGCCUGUUCAUGUUGUACUAGGUUCUGGAAUAGUUGCUGAUAUUAUACUGUGGAGAGAUAAGAGGAUCACAGGAAGCAUUCUAGCUGGUGUAACUGCCAUAUUGUUUAUUUAUAAGAUGAUGGAAUACACCUUUCUUAGUUUCAUUUGUGAAUCUCUCAUAAUUCUAUUGUCCAUACUGUUCCUCUGGACUCAUCUAACCACCUUCAUUGACAUACCUCCACCUAAAUUAUCAGCACUCAUCUUACCAGAAGGGUUCAUUGUUAAUACUGCUAUUUCAAUGACAAAAAGACUUAACAAACAGCUCAAAAUAUUUGGAGACCUAGCUUGCGGACGAGAUUUCAAGAAGUUUCUCUUGGUUACAUGGACAUUAGGAGUUGUUUCAGUUCUUGGUAAUUGGUUCACUGCUGCAACUAUUUUCUACCUAGCGACGGUAGCAUUGCUGACAUUGCCAGCAGUAUAUGAAAGGCAUCAAGAUAUUAUAGAUAUUCUUUCUGAGAAGGCGAUGAUUGAAUUAAGAAGUCGAUAUGCAGAGUUGAUGAAGAAGAUCUUUGGGAAGUCCGUACACUUGCAAGAUAAUAAUCUAGAGUAG
Molecule: messenger RNA, 741 nt
Organism: Trifolium pratense (red clover)
Lineage: Eukaryota; Viridiplantae; Streptophyta; Magnoliopsida; Fabales; Fabaceae
Product: reticulon-like protein B1
Exons: 5
Coding region: 1-741 (246 amino acids)
Source: RefSeq, a predicted model, not a curated record